AUGGUCUCCAAGAAAUCACUGUAUGAUGUACUCGGCCUGUCACGAGAUGCUACGGCUGCUGACAUCACGCGUGUCUACAGACGUUUAGCACUGCAGUAUCAUCCCGACCGCAACCCCGAGGGCGCAGCAAAGUUUAAAGAAAUUUCCAACGCAUACAGUGUGCUCUCUGACGAAAAGGACCGUCGUACUUACGAUGCGACUGGAAUAGUGCCGGGCGCAGCGAGUGGGAGAGGCGAUGAAAUGUCGGAAUCACAGCGAUCUGCUGAAAUGCAACAACGUGUACAUCAAUUUUACGCCACAUACGCGGGAUCACAUGAGGAGGAGGAAGAUGUUAUUGAACGAUUCAAAAAGUGUAAGGGUAACUUUGGUCGAAUGAUACGAGAGGAGUUAUUGUUUGACAACGGUAAAGUCGAGGAGGUUAAGCGACUACAAGACCUUGUGCGCUCCCUUGUGAAAAGGGGGAGCUUGGAAUCUACGGAGGCGUGGGAGAUUACAUCCACAGAAGCGGCACGAAAGCGCAUUGAGCGGGCCAUGGCGAAAGAACGGAAAAGGGCUGUUGAAACACUCGACGCAAUGGGGUUGAGCACCAAGAAGAGUGGAGCAGGGAGCAUGCAAGAGCUUCAGGCCAUUAUCUCACGUAACCAAGAGAAGCAGUGGGCUGAUAUGCUUGGUAAUCUGGAGGAAAAGUACGUUAAGCGAAAGAAUGUAGCUGAGGAACACGCCGGGAAGAAAAAGAAGCGGGAACAGCAGGAAAGUGCAUCGGCACCUCGAAAAAAGACAAAGAAAUAA
Molecule: messenger RNA, 789 nt
Organism: Trypanosoma brucei brucei TREU927
Lineage: Eukaryota; Euglenozoa; Kinetoplastea; Trypanosomatida; Trypanosomatidae
Product: chaperone protein DnaJ
Exons: 1
Coding region: 1-789 (262 amino acids)
Cellular component (GO): cytoplasm; nucleus
Molecular function (GO): heat shock protein binding
Source: RefSeq, a predicted model, not a curated record